CCGAAGAAGACAGCGGACAACAACAACCAACCAAUCAACCAUGGCUACUGCUGCGGCAGACGAAGAGGAUGAACUUCAAUAUGAACCUUCUCUUGCCAAUGUUAUAAAACAGACAUCUUUAAAAUGGGUAUUUGUUGGAGGAAAAGGUGGCGUUGGUAAAACUACCACCAGCUGUUGUCUUGCUGUGCAGCUGUCCAAGGUUCGUGAGACUGUGUUAAUGAUUUCGACAGAUCCGGCUCAUAACAUUUCCGAUGCCUUCAACCAGAAAUUCUCCAAGGUUCCAACUCUGGUCAAAGGCUUUGAGAACAUGUAUGCCAUGGAAAUCGACCCAAAUCUUGGAUUCUCUGAAUUACCUGAUGAAUAUUUUGAUCAAGGUGAUGUGAUGUCAAUGGGCAAAGGGAUGGUGCAAGAGUUGCUUGGUGCUUUUCCUGGUAUUGAUGAGGCUAUGAGUUUUGCUGAAGUAAUGAAAUUAGUUCGCAACAUGAACUUCUCCUGUGUUGUGUUCGACACUGCUCCAACUGGACAUACUCUGCGACUACUGUCAUUCCCGUCUGUCAUUGAGAAAGGUCUGGGAAAGCUCCUUCGCUUAAAGAAUCAAAUUAGUCCAUUUGUUUCACAGAUGGCUGGUAUGCUUGGAUUGCAAGACUUGAAUGCUGAUCAGAUGUCACAAAAAUUUGAUGAAAUGUUGGUAACAAUCAAACAAGUGAAUGAACAGUUUAAAAAUGCGGAUGAGACUACAUUUAUCUGUGUGUGUAUAGCCGAGUUUUUGUCACUGUAUGAGACAGAACGCCUUGUACAGGAGCUUGCUCAGUAUGGCAUCGACACACACAAUAUUGUAGUCAACCAGCUUCAUAUGCCAAAGAAAGAUGAAGUACCUUGCAAUUUCUGUAAGGCAAGAAAUAAGAUACAGUCGAAAUACUUGGAUCAGAUUAAUGAUUUGUACGAGGAUUUCUACAUAACCAAAUUGCCUCUUUUGGAUGAAGAAAUCCGAGGUGUUGAUAAGAUUACGUCGUUUUCUAUAAACUUGUUAGAGCCGUACAUACCGGGCUGAUAACAUCUUAAUCUAGCAAAACAAACCAAUAGGUUUAACCUUUUACUUAACACAAACAAGUUCUCUUUGGUGAUUUUGUUUACUUACUGUACUCAACAAAAUUAUUAAGUGCUAGUAGAUAUUUUUCUCUAAAUAUGCUUUAAAAAAAAAAAAAAAAAAGGAGUGGAGAAAAAAAGGCUUUUUCCAUUGUACGGUGUUGACAUUGUGCGAUAUUCUUUAAAAUUUACUAAUUGAAAUAACAAUUUAGAGCAAACAAAAGUGAUCAAGUAUUGUUAUGAACCAAAGUAUAAAGAAUUCUAGCCGAACAUGUGUUUCGAUAGUUUUCAUAAAUGCAUGAAAACCCCAAUUUGUGCAACAUUUUUGCAUGCAUCACUGAAACAGUGUUUAGAAGUCGUCUAUGAUCAAAUCUUACAUUUGCAAAAAAUUAAUUUUGCUGAGUAUGUAUUAUAAUUAUAGUAAAUCAUUAGAGCUUAUAUCAUUUGCUGGGCCUCUAGAAUACAGUAGCCCAAUGCCUGUGUUUUUCAGGUGGGGCUAGUAAAAAGUUUAUUCCACCGUGCAAUUGUAAAUAAACAUUACAAAUUACAUGUCAGUUAUUAUUAUUAGUGUUAUAUAAAGUGCUAUGGAUAUUUAUGGGCAUGGUGGGGGUUUUUUAAUACACUUUCUAGUAUUUUUGGUACCGUUUACAGUAAAUACGGAAGUAGGGCUAGUAGAUUUUUAACCAUGGCUAGUGAAUUUAUCUAUUUAAAGUCAAAAAUUGAAGAAACCCACCAUUAUUUUUCCAAAAAUACCACUCAUUACAUGAAAUUAUUUCGCGAAAUUAAAAUAAUAUUCGUCAAUUGAGUUUAAAAUUUGCAAUUGGCGAAUUUGGCGAGUGGCAGAGCUAGCCCUGCUCAUCCCACAACUAGUGGAUUUUUAUUUUAAUUCUGGAAGCUCUGCCAUUUGUAAUUUCGUUCUAUUUGUUUUUUGUGUUACAUUUGAUAGGAAUAUUCUGCUCCUACUGUAAUAACAUUUUGGUUAUAUUUAAAAUCUAAUGCAGGCACCAAAUUGAAUGUUACUUUGUAAACCCACAUGCCCACUCGGCUGUUUUUAAAUGCAUAGAUAUUAGUUGUAACCAAUAUUGGUGUCAAAGUCCACUAUUUAUUGUUCGUGAAAACCUGUCAGCUUAUUUAUUUAGACAGACUAGUUUCUAUCAUGUUUUUUUUACAUUGAUUUUGAUUACCUUGUUCACUGAUAUUUGUAAAUACAUGUAGUUGACUGGUUUUCUUCAUUACUAUAUUUCAUGAAUGCAUAAAUUAAUUUCAAAAUAAUUAGUACAAACAUAUAUGUUAAUAAAUAUUCUUUAUAUAAUUAUAAAAGGCUCAGGGCUCAUCCUGCCAAUUGCCAAAUUAGCCAAUUGCUAAUUUUUAUACAAAGUGGCUACAUCAUUUAGUAUUUGGAAAUAAAAUUUUGUUUAAAUUUGCCAUUUUGUAAUGAUGUUUUUAAGAAAUACUUUACAUAUCUAAAAAUUGGCUCAAACAAAAUUAUUCAGUGUGAGCUCUGGGGGUCUUUUACAGUUAUCAACAUAUUCACGAGUUACAGCCAGUGUAGGUUCCAUGCCACCAUUAAUUGCUCCAUGCAGCCCAAUACAAUUUUUGUGUCAUAAUAUAUUCUGUGAAUAAUACAACACUAUCGAGAAGGUCAUGUGACUACUAGUUUUAGUUUUAGGGAGUGCUUUCACUUCAACAAGUACCAUGUAAAAAAAUCAACAAAGGUCAACCACGAAAAUGUUCAGUUAGCCACUCUCAUGCCAGAGCACCACCUUGUGUUGCUUUUAUACAAGAGGCACUAUACCACUUGCACAGUUGUUAUCAGUUAAUACUAAAUAUUACAUAGUCAAGUAACUUCAUUUUUCACAGUUAUGGCCGUUGAACUUUGGGAGAUACAAAAAUUUGUUUGCCCGAAGAUACUGAGAUAAAAUUUAUUUUAUAGCUUUAUCAUGUACUGUUACAAAACAAGUUUGACUUUCAUGGCGAUUUACCCAUUUUUCACAGAGUUAUGGCCUUUGAAUUUAGGAGAUACGAAAAAAAAUUGGGUACGGUAGGAAAAAUGUAUUGCUCUGGCAGUACUCUUAAAAUGCUUGUUUUUUAACAUUGUCUUCUUGAGGCAACACAUUGAUCACAUAACCACCUCCCACAUAGAUGGCAAGACAUCAAUCUAAACAACAUCUCCGACCUGAACUCUGUUACCAAACCUUGCCUGAUGCGCGGUUGCUCUAGGAACAAUCCCCAUUGGUAGGCGUUUAGUCUAAAUCUAACCUCAUAAGAAAAGGUGUUGGGCCAGGUAGGGGAUGUGUUGUUUUUUUUCAACUUCGUCUUCCCGAUACCACAUGGUGAUACGUGACCACCUCCCACAUAGAUAGCAGGACACCAAGAGAGCCUCCAAUCAUGUCGUUCAAUCUAAACAACAUCUCCGACCUGAACUCUGUUACCAAGCUCAAGGAUCAAUCCCCAUCUGUGGGCCCAUUGGGCUAUUUCUUGUUCCAGCCAGUGCACAACUGGUAUACCAAAGUCUGUGCUAUAUGCUAAUCUUUCUGUGGGAUGGUGCAUAUAAAAGAUCCCUUGCUACGAACAGAAAAAUGUGGUGGGUGUCCUCUCUGUAUGUCAGAAUUACCAAAUGUUUGACAUCCAGUAGCCAAUGUGCUCAGUGGUGGUGUUAAACAAAACAAACUUCUUUUUUUUAUUGUUCCAUUUACCAAACGUGGUCAAGUGACCACCUUCCAGAUAGCAGGACACCAAGAGAGCCUCCAAUCACUUCGUUCAAUCUAAACAACAUCUCCGACCUGAACUCUGUUACCAAACCUCGCCUGAUGUGCAGUUGCUCUAGGAUCAAUCCCUGUCGGUGGGCGUUAUUUAAACAACAUCUCAAACCUGAACUUGUUUACCAAACCCGCCUAAUGUGCAGUUGCUCUAGGAUCAAUCCCUAUCGGUGGGCGUUAUUUAAACAACAUCUCAAACCUGAACUUGUUUACCAAACCUCGCCUGAUGUGCAGUUGCUCUAGGAUCAAUCCCUAUCGGUGGGCGUUAUUUAAACAACAUCUCAAACCUGAACUUGUUUACCAAACCUCGCCUGAUGUGCAGUUGCUCUAGGAUCAAUCCCUGUCGGUGGGCGUUAUUUAAACAACAUCUCAAACCUGAACUUGUUUACCAAACCCGCCUAAUGUGCAGUUGCUCUAGGAUCAAUCCCUGUCGGUGGGCGUUAUUUAAACAACAUCUCAAACCUGAACUUGUUUACCAAACCUCGCCUGAUGUGCAGUUGCUCUAGGAUCAAUCCCUAUCGGUGGGCGUUAUUUAAACAACAUCUCAAACCUAAACUUGUUUACCAAACCUCGCCUGAUGUGCAGUUGCUCUAGGAUCAAUCCCUGUCGGUGGGCGUUAUUUAAACAACAUCUCAAACCUGAACUUGUUUACCAAACCCCGCCUGAUGUGCAGUUGCUCUAGGAUCAAUCCCUGUCGGUGGGCGUUAUUUAAACAUCUCAAACCUGAACUUGUUUACCAAGCCCCACCUGAUGCACAGUCAUUUUAGGAUUGAUCCAUGUCAGUGGGCCCAUUGUGCCAUUUUUCAUUCCACCCAAUGCAUCACAAUUGGUAUAUUAAAGGCUGUGGUAUGUGCUAUCCUGUCUGUGGGAUGGUGCAUAUAAAGUAUCCUUUGUUACUAAUAGUAAAACAAACAUGACGGGUUUCCUUUAUAUGUCAGAAUUACCAAAUGUUUGACAUCCAAUAGCCGAUGAUUAAUAAAUCAAUGUACUCUAGUGGUGUCGUUAAAAAAACCCACAUUAUUGUUUCAUUUACCACCUGCCUAAAAGCCACACCAGACUGAGUUUCCCCUCUCCAAACCAUUUGCCACUUCAGUGUCAAACUCUCCUCUUCAUUUUCAACAACCUCAACACCUGUGGAAUUUGUCUUCACAACAUUGCUGUGUCCCUCAAUAACCACCUAGUUAAAAUAGAGUUGGGUCUGUAUGCUUGUGAACUUGUUGAUAAUUUUUAAUGGCCACUAAAUAUAAAUAAUAGUUUUGUUUUGUAGUUAGACUGAGAAACUCUUGAUGUCUGCUAGAUUGUUUUGUUUCUUAAUUAUAUGGCAUUUUCAAAUAUGUUGCAAAUUCCAUGAAAAUAAAAGGUAUAAAUGGGUAAAUUGUAUGGCAUUUUUAACUUUGGUCACUGCAGAUUUUUCUCGUUCCAAUCAGUGCACCACAACUGGUCAAAUGCCAUGGUAUGUGCUUUCCUGUCUGUGGGAAAGUGCAUAUAAAAGAUCCCUUGCUGCAUUAGAAAAAAUGUAGCGGGUUUCCUCUACUGACUGUGUCAUAAUUACUCAAUGUUUGACAUCCAAUAGCCGAUGAUUAAUUAAUCAAUGUGCUCAAUGUGUCAUUAAAUACACUAACAUUUUGGUCACUGCAGAAGUAUGUACAUUAUGUAAAUUAAAAUUAAAUUUGUCAAAUAUAUUUGAUUAUUAAAACUGUUCAAAAAGCUUAUCCAAAAAUCUAAUGUUGUUUGCAGUUCAGCCAUCAUUUUUUGACAGUUUGGCUAAUUGGCUAACAUUUGUAAACAAAUGCACCAAACUGUUACCAUAGUUUCUUUUACAUAAACACAUCAAUUUCAUUAAUAUGGUAAGAUGAAACAAACUGCAUUUAUUGGAUAGUGUUAUUAUGGGCUGUUUCAUUUGAAAAAAUAAUAAUAAUAAAAUAAAAAAUGAAUGGAAAGGAAAAUAGGACAAUGUUAUCCCAUAUUUGGAAAAUCCGGUGGGAAAUAUCUGUUGGUGGGGGAGCUGAUACUUUGGUGUUGUACUUUUUAGACAGCAACUUGGGGCAGAACUCUGGUGAAGUCAGAGGUUGUGCCCACAACAGGCAUGCUUUAAGAGUUUUCUGAUUGGUGGUCCCAUUGAGCUAUUUCUCAUUCAAGCCAUGGUGUGUGCUAUCCUGUCUGUGGGAUGAUGCAUAUUAAACAUCCCUUGCUACUGAUGGAAAAUGUAGCAGGUUUCCUCUAAAACUGUAUGUCAAAAUUACCAAAUGUUUGACAUCCAAUAGCCGAUGAUUUAUAAAACAAUGUGCUCUAGUAGCGUCAUUAAACAAAAUAAACUUUGUUUAUAAUAACUAUUUAGAGAUUUAGAGGUAUCUUUGAUCAACUAAGUUGGCAGUGUUCAGAAGCUUUCUACAAGUACCACUAGAAGGUAAAACAUUUAUAAAGAAUUAAUUUUGUUUGCCAAAAUAACCUUGUACUUGUAACUUUGACUUUUAUUGAUGUAAUAAAUUGUAAUUUUGAACACUUGAAUGAGCGAAAAUAAAUUAUUUGUUCUCAGA
Molecule: messenger RNA, 6382 nt
Organism: Gigantopelta aegis
Lineage: Eukaryota; Metazoa; Mollusca; Gastropoda; Neomphalida; Peltospiridae
Product: ATPase ASNA1 homolog
Exons: 8
Coding region: 41-1051 (336 amino acids)
Biological process (GO): post-translational protein targeting to endoplasmic reticulum membrane
Cellular component (GO): GET complex
Molecular function (GO): ATP hydrolysis activity; ATP binding
Source: RefSeq, a predicted model, not a curated record